AUGCCUCAUAACCACGACCACAAUUGUAGCCAUGAACAUGAACAUGAUCACGAUGACCCCGACUCGCUAAGCACUGGGGCCCAGGACAAUCUAUAUCAGUACAUCGAUCGCGCUAAUGUUGUGGCUCUCAACGCGGACGACGAUUAUAAAGGCUCGGACGCAAUCAAACCUUGGCAUGAGCGGGCGAGCGAGGACAAGUUUGUCGAGUCGGAUGCCGAUGAUCAAUUGAUCAUUCGGAUACCUUUUACUGGGAGUGUCAAGCUGCGAUCCCUUCUCUUGAAAACUGGUCCCGCCGAUUUGACUCCUUCAAAGGUCGUGUUGUUUGCCAAUCAGGAUAAUUUGGACUUUCAAGAUGUCACAGACAAAAAACCAACUCAAGAGUUCGACGUUGCACAAGGUCGGGAAGUAGGAGAGUAUGCCGUCAAGACAGCAAAAUUCCCUAAUGUCUCUUCUCUGACAUUGUUUUUUCCGUCCUCUCAAGGUGCCGAUACCGUUCGCAUCUAUUACAUCGGUCUCUUAGGAACUUGGACAGAGAGAAAGUCAAAUCCAGUCAUCACAGUCUAUGAGGCACAAGCGAACCUGGCUGACCACGAAAAGAUCCAAGGCACCGAGGGCAAUUUCAGUACUCCCCAAAGAUGAACUUAAAUAAAGAAAACGUCUUCAAUGAAAAAUGUAUCAUAUUCUUGUAUAAUUCUGGCCAGCUACUACGAUAAAAAUCUUCGAGCUUUUUUCAAAUUUCUCAGCCCCUUUGCUUACACUCUUAUAGUGACCUCGACAUGGGCUCCAGAAGGUGAACGAGUUAAUCAAACGCUUGUUCCACAUACAAUUCGCAAAAUAUCGCACGUGCUAUAGUUGUUUUGCGCAUGGUCCCAUCCUAGCGGAAAUCAGCAUUUGCUCUGACGCUGAUAUUGUUGUUAUAUUCUGCUCGGACACCAGCUCCCACAUAGUAACUGAAAGAUUAGUGAUUGGUUGAGAGGGAAGAACCAUUGUCGGCUCGGUCACUUCCGAGAUAAGCCUCGAGGUUUCCAUUCCUCAACUAGAAGCUUUGCGAGCUUUCUGGCGGCUAUUUUCUUGCCGAAUAGUGAGAA
This is a messenger RNA of Lentinula edodes (shiitake mushroom), 1088 nucleotides long. Its product is annotated as DUF1000-domain-containing protein. NCBI's taxonomy places the organism in Eukaryota, Fungi, Basidiomycota, Agaricomycetes, Agaricales, Omphalotaceae. The record is from RefSeq and is a predicted model, not a curated record. The transcript has 6 exons. The coding region runs from base 1 to 639 and encodes 212 amino acids. Gene Ontology annotation, cellular component: nucleus.